Molecule: messenger RNA, 867 nt
Organism: Cyprinodon tularosa
Lineage: Eukaryota; Metazoa; Chordata; Actinopteri; Cyprinodontiformes; Cyprinodontidae
Product: extensin-like
Exons: 1
Coding region: 1-867 (288 amino acids)
Source: RefSeq, a predicted model, not a curated record
AUGCCUGCCCUCCCAGGAGACAAACAAGCCGCCGAACGGGAACCCCACCGACAGCGCACCGCUGGCACAUGGGGGUCUGAGCGUCCCCGACAGAAACAACACCGGAAGGCCGAUAUGGAUGAACCACCGGCACCAACCAAGCCCCCAAGCGGAUUCCCCCACCCAAAAACACAACGAAACCACUCCACUCCCACCGAUCACAGCAAACACAGCCGCAAGGACAGAGCAGCAAAGCUGCCCCAGCCGUGCGUCAGAAUCCGGCACAAGCAGCUAAAACAAAGCAACAGACGCGACCCCGCCGAUCCUGCCGUGCCCGGCGCGAAAGCAGCACGACCCACCACGCCCCGGCCCUGCACCGUCCACGGGCCGCCGAGAGGAGGACGGCCACACCGGUCGCGACCCGCCCCCCCCCCCGCCACCAAACACCAAGCAACCCUCCACUUCCAAACCGCCCCAGCGCAUGAUGCACCGCACUGCGCACCACCGGCACCUGUCCCAACAAAGCAAAGCCACACCCCCGACCCGGGGGGCAUCCCAAAGGGGCCCCACGACGCCCGCAACCAGCCCACAACCACCAAAACCUGGCACCGAAAGACGAGGCACGCCCCAACACCCUGCAGAACCGAAGCACCCCGGCCGGCACCACAAAAGAACCGAUGCCCAGCGUCCAGCCCCACCCAGCAGCAGCACAGUUUCCAUCCAGCAACAGACCCCAGGGCUAGACCCGCCAGCUACCCCACUCCGAGCGCCCUCCCGAGCCCCCCAGGAUGCCCCAACCAGCCCCCGCGCCCAAUAGAACGCACCCUACAGCCCCCCACUACACUAGGUGAUGGAGCUGAUCAAGGGAGCCCAGAGAGAUCGGUCUGA